GGGGCAAGCAGCGCGUGCUGCCCGCCGCCGCCCCAGUCCGCCCGCAGCCUGUGAGGAAGGCUCCUCUCCAUCGCCGCCGCCUCCCUCCUCCCUGCCCGCCGGGUCCGGGCUCGGCAGCAGCGCUCGCUCGCUCGCUCGCAGGCGGCGGCAGCUCCCCUCCCUCCAAGAUGCCAGCGCGGCUGCUGCCCGCAUUGCCACGCUUGUCGGCCGGCUGAGGGAGCCGCGGGGGCAGUCCGUGCGCGGCCCUUGCAUCCCGGCUUCCCGCCGCUCCUAUGGAGCCGUGGCUGGGCAGGCACCGGACGCGUCAGGCGAGGUAUAUUUUUAAGAAGAAUACUGACCAUGAGGAAGUCCACCUAUUAGUCCAUUUUUGCUAAUUCUGCUGAAGAAAAUGAAGCUACGCUUUGGCUGUACAGAAUCUUUUACCACCACUGUUGGGUAAAUGAGAAAUGGUCGUGUGAUUAUGCUGACAUCCCAGCAUGCAUUUGGUAGACCUGUGGUUAACUCGUUCCCUCUCCAUGUGUCUGCUCUUACAAAGUUUUGUCCUCAUGAUACUGUGCUUUCAUUCUGCCAGUAUGUGCCCAAAAGGCUGCCUUUGUUCUCAUUCUGGAGGUUUAAAUGUCAGUUGUAGCAAUGCAAAUCUCAAGGAAAUACCGAGAGAUCUUCCUCCUGAAACAGUCUUACUUUAUUUGGACUCCAAUCAGAUAACAUCCAUCCCAAAUGAAAUUUUUAAGGACUUGCAUCAACUGAGAGUCCUCAAUUUAUCCAAAAAUGGUAUUGAAUUUAUAGAUGAACAUGCCUUUAAAGGAGUGGCAGAAACCUUGCAGACUUUGGACUUGUCUGACAACCGGAUUCAAAGUGUGCACAAAAAUGCUUUCAAUAACUUAAAAGCCAGAGCCAGAAUUGCAAACAAUCCUUGGCACUGUGACUGUACUCUGCAGCAGGUCCUGAGGAGCAUGGCGUCCAACCAUGAAACAGCCAACAACGUCAUCUGCAAGACUUCUGUGUUAGAUGAACAUGCUGGGAGACCAUUCCUCAAUGCUGCCAAUGAUGCAGAUCUUUGUAACCUUCCUAAAAAGACUACUGAUUAUGCCAUGCUAGUCACCAUGUUUGGCUGGUUCACCAUGGUGAUAUCCUAUGUAGUUUAUUAUGUGCGGCAAAAUCAAGAGGAUGCAAGAAGGCACCUUGAGUACUUAAAAUCCCUGCCAAGCAGGCAAAAGAAACCAGAAGAAGCUGAUGACAUUAGCACUGUGGUAUAGUAUCCUGAAUACAACAGACUUUGAGAUGGCAAUUAGAUUUGGAUGGCACUAAAACCAGAGGUUUACUUCUAACAUUCAUUGUAAACAUUUAAGACUUUUUUUUUCCAGUUUAACUGAAUUAUGCCACUGUUGAUCUUUCUAACAAAGGUUUUUGUUUGGGUGGUAUACGUUAAUUGUUUCUCUGGUGGUAUUCUAAAGCAAGUAAACUAAUAUGUAAACAUUAGUUAGACCCAUUUAAUAACAAAAUUUAUUUUUUUAAUUUAAAACCGAAUAAAAGCUUAACUUUGAA
This is a messenger RNA of Malaclemys terrapin pileata, 1545 nucleotides long. It is a transcript of the gene LRRC3B, whose product is annotated as leucine rich repeat containing 3B. The record is from RefSeq and is a predicted model, not a curated record. Gene Ontology annotation, molecular function: protein binding. The transcript is spliced from 2 exons. NCBI's taxonomy places the organism in Eukaryota, Metazoa, Chordata, Testudines, Emydidae. The coding region runs from base 477 to 1256 and encodes 259 amino acids.